This is a messenger RNA of Otolemur garnettii (small-eared galago), 983 nucleotides long. RefSeq names its product transmembrane protein 262 (gene CATSPERH). The coding region runs from base 565 to 915 and encodes 116 amino acids. The record is from RefSeq and is a predicted model, not a curated record. The transcript has 3 exons. NCBI's taxonomy places the organism in Eukaryota, Metazoa, Chordata, Mammalia, Primates, Galagidae.
GGGAGGUACCAGGAUAGCUGUGUGGUGAAUCCACUAUCCUUUCCCAUCUCAGGGUCCUCCCCAUCACAGGGGAAGCCAAUGCGUGGAACUUGGGAUCCAGCCAGGCCUCCCUCAUCAGUAAAUACCUUCCAGCUACACAAAUAGGUCCAAAUCUCUCAUCGGCCUAAAACGUAAAACAUGCCCCUCAUCUCUUCUGAGCUGCAGUCCUUACUUCUGUAGAACAUGCCCAUACUACCUCCUCUAGGGGACAAGUAAGAUGUACCCCAAGUGUCCAGAGCGAGGGGUGGGAUAAGGGAUGCUGUCUCUUCACUAAUGCUCCCACUGAUCUGCUCCUUUGCCCACCCCUCCACAAUUCAAAGCACCCCCAGCCACCCAUGAAAUACUCAGAUACUUGUUGGAAUCAGCCUGUGUUCUAGAAUCUUGUCCCCUCCACUGUCCUCCUGGUUCCAUGUAGAAUACCAUCACUGCCAUUCUAGACCAGGCACUCUAGAACUGCAGGGGUCUGUUGCUUUUCCCAGGCAGUUCCUACUUGCUUGCAUCUGACGUGUCUAUGCUCUGGGUAAGAUGCGGUGGCGGGACCGCCUAGCUGUGCUCUCCUUCCCACAGGGCAUGAUGCUCACCGUGGCUGCGCUGAUGCUCUUCUUCAUACACCUGGCAGUCUUUGCCAGUGAUGUGAACAACUUCUGCUUCACCCACCACUAUGACCGCAUGAGCUUCCAAUACACUGUCGUCCUGAUGUUCUCCCAGGUGAUCAGCAUCUGCUGGGCUGCCAUGGGGUCACUCUACUCAGAGAUGCUGGAAAACAAGUUACUCCGGUGCUUUGCCCUCACCAUCCUACUGCUCAAUGGAGCCAUGUUCUUCAACCGCCUGUCCCUGGAGUUUCUAGCCAUCGAAUACCGUGAGGAAAACCACUGAGGCCUGGGCACUGGGGACAGGGCUGAGGAGGGAGAAGGAAAAGACUGCUUCGGGUGUUUUAAUAAAGU